GAUCGUGAGAACAACCCCCUGCGUUAAUCAAGUCCCCAUUUACCUGGUAGGUACUAAUUAAACUGCUUCUCUUCCGUUACCUGUACCUGCACGCAUUCAAGAACCGGUAACCAAGGGAUUGUUUUUAUCCACACCUAUACAGCUAGGGAUUCGAGGCUUGUAUCACAACGGCUUGAAAUCUUGUCAGGAGAAGUACGUGGUUCUUACCACCUAUACAACUAAGGAUUCGAGGCUAGUAUCACAACGGCUUGAAAUCUUGUCAGGAGAAGUACGUGGUUCUUACCUGUUAACAGGAUUUCUUUAUAGUUGUUUGGUUUCUGAAAUCCUUUCUUGUGCUGUGUCAAGAACGCUACCGAAGAAACAAAAAAAACUAUUUUGGAUCGUUUGUGUUUUAUCCAAGUCGGAGUGUACAAUGUGACCAUCUAAUCCUGUGAGUUUUUAUAUAUUUUUAUAAAAAAAACAUUGUAAAUAUAUUACAACAAGAGACCGUGUAUUUAAAACAACUGACGCAGUCCAGUAAGUCGGAUUAAGUGCUUAGGAAAGAUGGGUAUUCCUCACUGUGGAAACGUUUUGGGUAAGAUGGAUAUUGCAGUUACCCUUGUGUUUAUCGUGCUUGUGAAUCACGCUGUCAGGACUAAACAGUCAGCUUCCGUGUCAGAUAUAUCAAUGACUAUGAGUGACAUGUCUACUGUGUCAGAGACGGGAUCUAUGUCACUCCCCUCCCAGAUGGCGAGCUACGACUCAUCAGCUAGUCUUGAUAGUAGUGGUAUGUCAUUGACGUAUUCCAUGGACUCGUCAUCCAGUAGUGUAGAUAUGAGUAGCAUUUCAGGUAUAUAUGCUAGUGACACUUCGAGUUACGUCAUGGGAAGCCAGGAUUCUUCAAGUAUGUGGGGCAGCGAUUCAUCGUCAAUGACGGUAUCAACAGACAUGAUGGCAAGCAUCUCUCAAAACACCAUCAGCACGGUGUCGUCUCCUGGAGACUAUUCGAUGUCAAGUGACCCAAGCAUGAUGCCCAGUAUGUCAUAUGGAAGUUCCAUGUCAAGUGACCCUAGCAUGAUGCCCAGUAUGUCAUAUGGAAGUUCCACAAUGUCAAGUGACUCGAGCAUAAUGCCCAGUAUGUCAUAUGGAAGUUCUAUGUCAAGUGACCCUAGCAUGAUGCCCAGUAUGUCAUAUGGAAGUUCCAUGUCAAGUGACUCGAGCAUAAUGCCCAGUAUGUCAUAUGGAAGUUCCAUGUCAAGUGACCCAAGCAUGAUGCCCAGUAUGUCAUAUGGAAGUUCCAUGUCAAGUGACCCAAGCAUGAUGCCCAGUAUGUCAUAUGGAAGUUCCAUGUCAAGUGACCCAAGCAUGAUGCCCAGUAUGUCAUAUGGAAGUUCCAUGUCAAGUGACUCGAGCAUGAUGCCCAGUAUGUCAUAUGGAAGUUCCAUUUUAAGUGACUCGAGCAUGAUGCCCAGUAUGUCAUAUGGAAGUUCCAUGUCAAGUGACCCAAGCAUGAUGCCCAGUAUGUCAUAUGGAAGUUCCAUGUCAAGUGACUCGAGCAUGAUGCCUAGUAUGUCAUAUGGAAGUUCCAUGUCAAGUGACUCGAGCAUGAUGCCCAGUAUGUCAUAUGGAAGUUCCAUGUCAAGUGACCCAAGCAUGAUGCCCAGUAUGUCAUAUGGAAGUUCCAUGUCAAGUGACUCGAGCAUGAUGCCUAGUAUGUCAUAUGGAAGUCCCAUGUCAAGUGACUCGAGCAUAAUGCCCAGUAUGUCAUAUGGAAGUUCCACAAUGUCAAGUGACCCCAGCAUGAUGCCCAGUAUGUCAUAUGGAAGUUCCACAAUGUCAAGUGACCCUAGCAUGAUGCCCAGUAUGUCAUAUGGAAGUUCUAUGUCAAGUGACCCAAGCAUGAUGCCCAGUAUGUCAUAUGGAAGUUCCAUGUCAAGUGACCCAAGCAUGAUGCCCAGUAUGUCAUUUGGAAGUUCAAUGUCAAGUGAUUCGAGCAUGAUGCCCAGUAUGUCAUAUGGAAGUUCCACAAUGUCAAGUGACCCUAGCAUGAUGCCCAGUAUGUCAUAUGGAAGUUCCAUGUCAAGUGACUCGAGCAUGAUGCCCAGUAUGUCAUAUGGAAGUUCCAUGUCAAGUGACCCUAGCAUGAUGCCCAGUAUGUCAUAUGGAAGUUCUAUGUCAAGUGACCCCAGCAUGAUGCCCAGUAUGUCAUAUGGAAGUUCCAUGUCAAGUGACUCGAGCAUGAUGCCCAGUAUGUCAUAUGGAAGUUCCACAAUGUCAAGUGAUUCGAGCAUGAUGCCCAGUAUGUCAUAUGGAAGUUCCACAAUGUCAAGUGACCCAAGCAUGAUGCCCAGUAUGUCAUAUGGAAGUUCCAUGUCAAGUGACCCCAGCAUGAUGCCCAGUAUGUCAUAUGGAAGUUCCACAAUGUCAAGUGACUCGAGCAUGAUGCCCAGUAUGUCAUAUGGAAGUUCCACAAUGUCAAGUGACCCAAGCAUGAUGCCCAGUAUGUCAUAUGGAAGUUCCACAAUGUCAAGUGACCCUAGCAUGAUGCCCAGUAUGUCAUAUGGAAGUUCCAUGUCAAGUGACCCAAGCAUGAUGCCCAGUAUGUCAUAUGCAAGUUCUAUGUCAAGUGACUCGAGCAUGAUGCCCAGUAUGUCAUAUGGAGGUUCUAUGUCAAGUGACUCGAGCAUGAUGCCCAGUAUGUCAUAUGGAAGUUCCAUGUCAAGUGACCCCAGCAUGAUGCCCAGUAUGUCAUAUGGAAGUUCCAUGUCAAGUGACUCGAGCAUGAUGCCCAGUAUGUCAUCGUCAUCACCACUGGCUAGUUCCUCGUCAAUGCCACAAAUGUCGUCGUCAUCACCAGCGACUAGUUCUUCUUCUGCGCCACCAAUGUCGUCGCCGUCACCACUGGCUAGUUCCUCAUCAAUGCCACCAAUGUCAUCGUCAUCACCACUGCCAAGUUCCUCAUCAAUGCCACCAAUGUCAUCGUCAUCACCACUGGCAAGUUCCUCAUCAGUGCCACCAAUGUCGUCGUCAUCACCACUGGCUAGUUCCUCAUCAAUGCCACAAAUGUCGUCGUCAUCACCACUGCCAAGUUCCUCAUCAAUGCCACCAAUGUCGUCGUCAUCACCACUGCCAAGUUCCUCAUCAAUGCCACCAAUGUCGUCGUCAUUACCACUGGCAAGUUCCUCAUCAAUGCCACCAAUGUCGUCGUCAUUACCACUGGCAAGUUCCUCAUCAAUGCCACCAGUGUCGUCGUCAUCACCACUGGCUAGUUCCUCAUCAAUGCCACCAGUGUCGUCGUCAUCACCACUGGCUAGUUCCUCACCAAUGCCACCAAUGUCGUCGUCAUCACCACUGGCUAGUUCCUCAUCAAUGCCACCAAUGUCGUCGUCAUCACCACUGGCAAGUUCCUCAUCAAUGCCACCAAUGUCGUCGUCAUCACCACUGGCUAGUUCCUCAUCAAUGCCACCAGUGUCGUCGUUAUCACCACUGGCAAGUUCCUCAUCAAUGCCACCAAUGUCGUCGUCAUCACCAGCGGCAAGUUCCUCAUCAAUGCCACCAAUGUCGUCGUCAUCACCAGCUGCUAGUUCCUCAUCAAUGCCACAAAUGUCGUCGUCAUCACCAGCGGCUAGUUCUUCUUCUGCGCCAUCGAUGUCGUCGUCAUCACCACCGCCUAGUUCCUCAUCAGUGCCACCAAUGUCGUCGUCAUCACCACUGGCAAGUUCCUCAUCAAUGCCACCAAUGUCGUCGUCAUCACCAGUGGCUAGUUCCUCAUCAAUGCCACCAGUGUCGUCGUCAUCACCACUGGCUAGUUCCUCAUCAAUGCCACCAAUGUCGUCGUCAUCACCACUGGCUAGUUCUUCUUCUGCGCCACCAAUGUCGUCGUCAUCACCACUGCCAAGUUCCUCAUCAAUGCCACCAAUGUCGUCGUCAUCACCACUGGCUAGUUCCUCAUCAAUGCCACCAAUGUCGUCGUCAUCACCAGCUGCUAGUUCCUCAUCAAUGCCACCAAUGUCGUCGUCAUCACCAGCUGCUAGUUCCUCAUCAAUGCCACCAAUGUCGUCGUCAUCACCAGCUGCUAGUUCCUCAUCAAUGCCACCAAUGUCGUCGUCAUCACCAGCGGCUAGUUCCUCAUCAAUGCCACUAAUGUCGUCGUCAUCACCACUGGCAAGUUCCUCAUCAAUGCCACCAAUGUCGUCGUCAUCACCACUGGCAAGUUCCUCAUCAAUGCCACCAGUGUCGUCGUCAUCACCAGCUGCUAGUUCCUCAUCAAUGCCACCAAUGUCGUCGUCAUCACCACUGGCUACUUCUUCUUCUGCACCACCAAUGUCGUCGUCAUCACCACUGGCAAGUUCCUCAUCAAUGCCACCAAUGUCGUCGUCAUCACCAGCUGCUAGUUCCUCAUCAAUGCCACCAAUGUCGUCGUCAUCACCAGCGGCUAGUUCCUCAUCAAUGCCACUAAUGUCGUCGUCAUCACCACUGGCAAGUUCCUCAUCAAUGCCACCAAUGUCGUCGUCAUCACCACUGGCAAGUUCCUCAUCAAUGCCACCAGUGUCGUCGUCAUCACCAGCUGCUAGUUCCUCAUCAAUGCCACCAAUGUCGUCGUCAUCACCACUGGCUAGUUCUUCUUCUGCACCACCAAUGUCGUCGUCAUCACCACUGGCAAGUUCCUCAUCAAUGCCACCAAUGUCGUCGUCAUCACCACUGGCAGGUUCCUCAUCAAUGCCACCAGUGUCGUCGUCAUCACCAGCUGCUAGUUCUUCUUCUGCACCACCAAUAUCGUCGUCAUCACCACUGGCAAGUUCCUCAUCAAUGCCACCAAUGUCGUCGUCAUCACCACUGGCAGGUUCCUCAUCAAUGCCACCAGUGUCGUCGUCAUCACCAGCUGCUAGUUCUUCUUCUGCACCACCAAUGUCGUCGUCAUCACCACUGGCAAGUUCCUCAUCAAUGCCACCAGUGUCGUCGUCAUCACCAGCUGCUAGUUCUUCUUCUGCACCACCAAUGUCGUCGUCAUCACCACUGGCAAGUUCCUCAUCAAUGCCACCAGUGUCGUCGUCAUCACCAGCUGCUAGUUCUUCUUCUGCGCCACCAAUGUCGUCGUCAUCACCACUGGCUAGUUCCUCAUCAACAGCCCCAAUGUCGUCCUCACCAGCGGCUAGUUCCUCGUCAACACCACUGGCUAGUUCCUCAUCAACACCACCAACAUCAUCGUCAACACCAGUGCCUAGUUCCUCGUCAACACCAGUGGGAGAUUCCUCGUCAACACCACAAACGUCAUCGUCAACACCAGCGGCUAGUUCCUCGUCAACAGCCCCAAUGUCAUCGUCAACACCAGCUGCCAGUUCCUCGUCAACAGCCCCAAUGUCAUCGUCAACACCAGUGGCUAGUUCCUCGUCAACAGCCCCAACGUCAUCGUCAACACCAGCUGCCAGUUCCUCGUCAACAGCCCCAUUGUCAUCGUCAUCACCAGCUGAAACAUCAACGGCAUCUCAAGAUUCUCUAUCAGCAUCCGCAACAAGCACACCCUCUACACCAGCAACGUCAUCAGCAUCGUCUACCAUAGCACCGGGAUCAACGGAAGCGUCUGCUACUGCAACCACAUCCACAGAAAUAAUGCCAUCAACCACAAUGAUGACAUUAACAUCCACGGUCGCUGACACGUCAACCUCUGUAGCCAUCUCCCCAUCUUCUGUGUCAGUCGUCCCUUCGUCAUCAAUUGUCAUAGACUUCAGCGGUUUCUACGGCUGCUUCCAACAACGAGGCAUCAACUUCUUGGCCAAGUAUGAAGUCUACAACAAAGUAUACUGUGCUGCUACCACGAUCCCUGCAAUUGGAGGUAAACUAGCAAACCUUACCCUCCCGGAUGGCAAUGUGACAACCAUAGACUUAAGUCCCGUGUCGUCAUCUGUACUUGCUACCGCUAGUGCCGCUCUCUCAAGCAGCAGCCCAAACUGUUCAGCGUAUGACUUUAGCGGACAAUCCAAUGCAGAAAUACUAUCUGGUCUCCAAACAGAUGUUCAAGCAGCAAUAACGUUCUUCACUUCUCAAGCUUCCACCGAAGUAGAUCAGGCAGCAUUGUGUGGCGUCAACGUCCUCGGCAGCCAAGCAUCGACGUACACCAGCACCAUCGACACAUACAAGACAGCUGCCAAGGCUCAGAUAGCGGAGUUCAAGACGUACUUCGAGGCCCUGCUGGCUGCACUUAAGGAAGUGACUGGUUGUACGGGAACAUUAGACUGCGCCGGUGUAUGUAACGGCCAGGCUUUGUUUCACUCCACCUGCAACAUCUGCUACGGUGGAACCGCCAAUGUCAGUGCUGUCAGCGACUUCCUGGACUGCAAUGGACAAUGUCAAGGGGACGCUACCACCAACAACUGCGGGGAGUGUUACGGCGGCACCACGGGUCGCAACAUCACCUACGGAGUGGACAGUUGUAACGGGCAGUGUACGACCAGGCCCGGCUACGUCACCAGCACCGACUGCAACAACGAAUGUAACGGAACAGCCAUCAUAGACAGCUGCUCAGGGCAAUGUGUCGGUGGGUCAACGGGCAAAAGUGCUGCAGAGUUCAGAGACUGCAACAAUAAUUGCAACGGCACCAGUGUCAACGACACAUGUGGUUUCUGUGUAGCAGCGUCGGCGGCGGCCGGCGUCACAGGGAGUCAAUACAAGGACUGCAACAACGACUGCUAUACGCCAGGUACACUGGCUCAGAUGGCAUCCAACAACACGUGCCAGGUGUGUGUCGGCGGCUCGACAGGCAACGCGGCAACAGCGGGAAUGGACGCUUGCGGCGUCUGUAGCGGCGACAACUCCACCUGUACCGAUUGUAGCGGAACUGUGAAUGGAGGGAAAUUGAUUGACCCUUGCGGGGUGUGCGGCGGUGACGGCACUACUUGUCUCGUUGUGACGUCAGUCAGCCCCGAUUAUGUCCCGCCACAAACCGUAAAGACGAUCAAAGUUGGCGGCGCUGGGUUAGGUAGGACAACCAUAGAGUGUGUCGCCAUUAGUCAGGCUACCAACGCUGAAACCAGUUUGACAACCAUCCAGAAGACACCUCAAGAAAUUACCCUAUCUCUUCCCGCCUUAGUUGCAGCUAUGUACAAUAUAUCCUGCCGUCUUGGUGCCGCUGGAUCUCUCGCCUCCACCACGGCCAUUCUGACAGUGUAUGACUCAAGUGCGACCGUGACCUCUGUGACCCCAACCCAGUUCACUAUUUCCGGGUCAACCCAGUCGCUGGCAUUCGUUGGAUCUAACUUCGUGGUGAAUCACACCUACUGCCACGUCAAAGUGGGAGCAGCUGCAGAAACUACCUUCCUCGCAAGUGUCACCGACGCCAGCAAUGCUGCCUGUGACGUCACACAUCCUCCGACGUCAUCCCAAAUACUGGUAGCCUUGAGUCUGAACAAAGUGGACAAACUCGCCAGCGACACCACAGUGACGGCACAGGCCGCAGCCCCUACCCUCACCGCGGUCUUCACCAACUCGGGUGAAAAGGUCGUUGUUACAUUCAGCGCGUCCGUGAACACAGCUAGUCUCACUUCCUGUGCCGCGGUGUUCCAGGAUGUGACGUCACUCGGAUCCACUGCCACGUGCUCUUUCAAAUCUCGGACCACCAUGUUAAUUGAGAGUACCACAGCUGCACUGGAUAGCAGCUUGACGAUAAAGACUGGCGCCGUCAAAGCCUAUGAUGAAACGUAUGCCAUAGCUGCCAGUGGAACAAUCACACUGGCCAAGGGGAGUAACCCUGUCAAACCUACCGGUACCAUCCGGGGACCAAGCAAGAUCGGGUCGUGCAGUGACCUAUCCGUGAAUGCCCUCGGCAGCAGUGGCGGGGGAGGACGGGCGCUGACCUACACAUGGGCCGUGUCCCCAUCAACUGGCCUCACUCUCACCGGACAAGGUACAACUGAUCUCUCCGUGACCGGCACGAUGAAUGGAGUGACGUACACCGUGACCUUGACCGUGUGCAACUUCAUGAACGAGUGCGACAAUACCCCGACGACAACCGUAGAGAAGCUUACGACAGCCAUACCAGACGUUUUCGUCACAGCUGGUGCUGACGUCAGCAAUGUUAUCGCAUCCGAGGGUUUUGAGCUGAAAGCGAACGCUAAGCUGACAAGCUGUGUGGACGACACUCUGAUGUUCUCAUGGAGCUUCAGCGACUCCCGCGUCGACAUCAACACCGUCGACCAAACGCGCAGGGUGUACAACGUCCGGGCCGGAGAUCUGCCAGGUGAUGUGACAUUAACGGCGACAGUGACGGUAUCACUGGCCAGCGACACCACAAGGACAGUUCAGGCCAGUAUCUCCCUCGUUACCAAGUCAACGCCUCUUGUCGCUCUUAUCAAAGGAUCGGACACGGUUACCAUAGGAACACAGACGGGCCAGCUCGAGCUUGACGGAAGUAAUUCCCGUGACCCGGAUGGAGCUGCUGGCAGUCUUGUGUAUGAGUGGGCAUGCAUCGUGCAGAUAGCGUCGUCAACAGCUACAUGUCUUGAUCCCACCGGAUCUACCUUCCCGACAAGUUCUGAGCGCUCUUCAGCAACGUUGACGAUGGCGACGACUCGGUUGUUGAGCGGCAAAACCUACUUAUUUACACUGACCGUCAGCAAGUCUAGCGGGAGUACCACGAGGUCCAACAGCGCCUCCGUCACAGUCGUCACUGUGGAGGGCACGCCACCAAAGAUCACGUUCAGAGACCUGGCCAAUGACGGUAAAGUUAACUCGAACGGCGUCUUCACACUCACAGCUAUCGUAGAAUCUACGACGACAGUGACCUUCACCUGGGAUUCAGAGGUCAAGGCUGGUUAUGGCUUUGUGGACUUGACCAACACCGACAACCUGCAGACCACGCCCACAUUGACGACCAUCUCAACCAACACAUACGUCACAGUGCUGUCAAUCAAAGCAGACAUCCUACAGCGAGGGACGAAUUACCGCUUCAGGUGUACUGUCAACGACGCAAACGGAAAGUCUAACGUGGCAGCGAAGGAAGUCUAUGUUUAUAAUGGCGUCACUUCCUGUUCCAUCACCGCGCCCACGUCCUAUCAACAACUAGAUUCGAUCAGUCUGACUGUGACCAAGUGCUUCACCGACAGUGACGGCAGUCCCCUCACCUACACCCUCUACCAGGUGAAGGGCGGCAGCGACACCUCCUUCCCCCUCUCCACAACUCAGGACAAUGGGCAGUUUGUGGUCAACGUCGGCCCUAAGGAUGACGGGUCUGGGAAGAACGUCUUCGCCGUUAAGGUGUGCGCAAACAAAGGAGGCUGUACGGUUUAUAAAACGGGGGACAUCACCGUGACGGCAGUUACUGCAGCUGCCCUGGCGGCCAAGGAGACGGCAGUGCUCGGCAACAUCAACACGCUCACGAAAGAAGGUAAUCCCUUGGAUGCUGCCGUCUCUCUCGGUAUCUACAUGUCUGCCGUCACCGCAAGUGUCAGCCGACGUCGACGUAGCGCUGAUGAAGCCUUAGAACGUUACAGACGUAGCGCAGUCGUCACCACAGACCUUGCAACCCUACAGAUAGAUCUCGUCAACAAAUCCCUCAAUACCAUAAACCUGAAAGAGUCAGUGGGAAACACGUUGUAUGGUGUUCUGGGCUCGUUACCCGCGACGACAGUCAGUGACAGCGACAUGCAGGUGGUGACAGGGUUCUACUUGACCAUCACAAACUUUUUCCAAACAAAUACAAUCAAAAUGCAGGUAAGCAGUGUUCAGCAUUUAAACACGUGGACUGUGUCCCUGACAGCAAGAUCGAUAACUGGUAGUGUUGUUACGGAUCUGACUGCAAAGGCAAAGAAAGCCGCCAGGCUUGGAUAUCAAUUGGAGGAGACUCAGACCUUCACCUUGUCUCAGUCAACCCGGAAGUACAUGUUCGUCAUACCCGGGACUGGCCACGUCAGCAAGGACACGGACAGUACCGUGAUCAGUUUUGGAGACACCCUACGGAAACAGUUUGCGUCCUGGUCGUGCAGCUCGGGAACGUGCGAGGGCGUCGGCGUCGAGAUAACAACCAGCAACACCGGUGUCGACCCCUACUCGACCACCAGCGACGACAUCAAGCAGAGAGCUACAGACGUCCUGGAAAUAUUGCUCAUUGAUCCAAAAUCAGGGGCUGAGAUAUCUAGUAUCACUGGACUGAGCAGCCCUGUGACCAUGACCUUCGUUGUGACGCGGCCUCAGUCUGGGACGUCCUUGACCUGCAAGUACUGGAACACGCUCAGCGCGAGAUGGGAGACGGACGGAGUGACGACGUCAUCACAGUCCACGAGCUCCCUCACAUGUUCUAGUGACCAUCUUACUGGCUUUUCAGGUUUUGCGGAAACAACAGAUCCAGCCACAGCCAAAUCAGAGCAAACAGGUUUAAUCGUUGGAAUCGUCUUCGGCGGUAUCAUUGGGAUGUGUGUCAUUGUAGGUGUCGCCAUCGUCAUAGCACUCGCCGUCAACAAGAAGAACAAGGUGAACAUAGUCGAGGCCAUAUCUCCUCCACUCGGACCAGAGCCCUGAAUGACGUCAUCAGUGACGUCAUGAUUCGCCUGCCUAUCAGGUUCUUCCUUUAAUAUGUUGGCUGGUAAUUGGGAUCUACUUUACUUGCAGUGAUUUGAAGGGUUUUUAGAUAUUCUGACGUAAAAAGGUUGAUCCUUAAGUUCGUGCGUUCCGUUUAUGACAAAAGCGGAAUUUAUUGGAGUUUUAAUUGUAUCAAUAUUUGUAUAACAAAAUGAUUAUAUAUUUAUACAAAUGAAAGAAACUGUAUCAUUGAUGUACGUAUUACGUAUAAUUUGGUAAAUUAGGGCACAUUUUUUUAUUCGUGCCCGAAAUGUACGCCUGUUACACAUUACAUACGGUAUGACGUCAUAUUCUCGUGGCACCAUUACAACUAGCGGGAUGGCAUGUUGCCGAGGUGACCAUGGACAGAGCACCCGUUUUAUCAUUGCAGUGCUGUCUGACACACACACACCCACCCCUCACCCCCCGCCCCAGCGUCUUUGCUCAAAUUCAAGUUUGAUGGGUACUGAGACAUUAAUAUACAAUCUCACUUCACCAGAACUCAGUAUGCUUUCUAUGAACCGUCAUGAGACAUGAACAUAUACCCCUGAUCUAAGUAUAAUGUUUCCGUUUGAGUAUCGAAAUGUAAACAAUUUAAUGACAUCAAGGGUAUGAGUAAAAAAAUAAUUAAAUAUCCAGCGGAUGAUUUACAAGAUAACAUUGCGAGUAGUAUUUGAAGAGGCUGUGCCGAGGGGUUUCCAUGACAUCAGCUUACCAUAACGCAUUAUUGCUAACGGAUGAUGUGUUUGACUUACAACGAAGUAAACUUCAAUGAAACCCGAACUUGUACAUACCUGAAGCACAUACAGAUGUAAUGUUUUUUUAUAAAGUUGGUACGACUCUGUGUACGAUUCUGAUGCUUCGCGUUUCUGUACAUGCAAUCUCUUUAGUUUUAAAGUGCAUCUAUCGUUCAUCUUCUUCAACAUACGAGAGGAACGAUGGUGCAUUUAAACCGUAGUUCAUACAAAGUGGUUUUCCUGUCGGUUAUAUCGCAAUAAGUGUGACCGUAGACAUUAUUCUUUUAUUUUAUUGUCAGACCUGGUUGGUCUACCUUUACUCCACGUGAUCUGGCAGGUCUAUAAAAGUAUAACUCAUUUAACUGAAAAAAUAUAUUUGUUUACAAUAUUGCCCAUGCUUAUAAAAAUAUCGGGUAACUCGUCCAUAUUUGCACUUGCGGAUUUGAACGUUUUUAUGGAUGAUAAUUUUAAUUGCAAUAUUCUAUUACAGAUAUUUGUAGUUGACUCGUUGAUUUGUAGCUUAUGAUGAAACUCGGUGGCUUCAGUCCACCAGCAGAAACAUCGACCACGUUCAUAUAAAUAUAAUACGUCAUUGUCAGAACAACAAGGCACAAUUAUCCGACGAAAGAGAUGCAAUUUGGCAUAAAUGGCAAAUAGCUGUGAAAUUCUAUGAAAAUCAGUGAUGACACCGGGUGUUUGCUGUGUUCAUCCAUAGGUGAUUACACGACGGAGAGAUUCCGUUACCCCAGCAACAAUAGUUUUACUUCAGAAAGUAAAAGCGACAAAACCCUUUCCAUGUCCGUAAGAAAUAUCUGCCCAAAUCAGAGUCGAUUGUCCGAUUCCGCUGAUAUCAUGAGCAUGUUGCGGCGAUAUUUCAUAUAUAUUUCUGGAUUUAUUUUUUAAGCUUUUGAUAGAGUUACGAAGCGGAAACCUGGCUCGCUUAUCAGCAUUAACUGUUUCAGUGUUUCUUGACUGAGUCGACAACGGGUCGUGAUAGCCCAAUAAGGGCUAUCGUGGUUACCUGGGAGAUAUUGACCUGACACAUACCACAUGCAUUAUCAGCGAAUUCCUCUGUCAGGUCAUUCUGUGAUCCAGUGUGAAUAUUUUCUGUUAAAACCGUUACAUAUAUCCAAUGUUACUGUGGCAUGUACAUCAUACCGAUUACGUAAAUACGUUUUAGAGACCAUUUUGCUUCCUCUAAAUUGUAAAACGAAAUGUACUUGUGAUGUAAUUUGUUGUUAGACAUAGAGACAAUUUUAUCUAACAAUUAAGAAGAGACAUUGUAUCAAACAAUACUCCAAAAAAUAUAUAUUUGUUUAGAUUGCAAGUGAAAUUAUGCGUUGUUCUCUUAUUGGUGACGUAGUUGAACUUUCUACCGCGCACCCAUUCACUGCUGGGUGAACAGAGGCGUAUUUCCACCUGCCUAAGGAGACACCACAUGUGCCACAACUUAUCUUAUUACAACAAUGACUGACCUUUUUUGUCAUAUCAUAUAGCAUAUUUUCAUAUAGCAUACCACCUUUUGAAGACCGUUGAAUUAAUUUAUUCCGCAAAUAUUGUAAAUUGGUAAAGUGCUAAUUACCUGGUAUUCAAACGUGUCUGUGAUUUUAUGACAAGUUAUUGUGUUAUGGAAAUAUGUUGUAAAAUAUUCGAAAGUUGCACAUGUACAUACCCUAUGUUAAUAUUCCCUUUUUACCAUUCCGUCCAAUUCAUGCUGUACCGGCGCGGCAUGGCUUCUAGUUUUCGUCCCGGUUAGAUAGUGUAGAAACUGUCAUAUUGACUUCGCUAAUGCUAAUUACCAGCAAGUCAUGACACAGUGUUGCAGGGUCCACAGUUCAUUUAUGGCCUGGGUGGGGUCAGGAACAAUUUACAGGAGGGUGGUCAUGGGAAAUGCACAUCUGUAGAGGUAAAUCAAAGCAGGCAUCAGUGAACUGAUCCGGCAAUAAGGAGUGAUGAAACCCUCUUAAAUGAGGGGUCUGGGGAGGGCAGCCUUUUUGUACAGUCAACACCCCCACCCAACACACACACAUGUAAUCUGAAUGUCGAUUGUGAACAUUUAUGUUCAAGCCCGCGUACAUGUACUUGCAGACGGCAGCGGUUGAAAUAUUUUAGACAAUAGAAGAUCCUAUUCACUAACUUUGUGUUUAUACACACUAGUCACUAUAUUUAUAUGUAUUUUCACCUUGUUAAUAAAGUCAUGAUUUUCUUAGUUGUUAUAAAAGAUCUACAGAUAUUUUUACAUUUAAAAUAUACAUUUUUCUGUGUGUAAAUAAACUUGGCAAUAUAUCUUUCAUAAAUACCCUUUCUGACUGUGAUUUUAUUGUACGUCGUUCAAAUAGAUACGGUCUGAUGUUCGUGUUUGUCUGCACCUCGGAUGUCAACCCUGUAUAGUUAUAUUAGCUCCAUGCGAGUUGCACUGCUCAACAUUUGUUAGGACUAUUGGGAUGGAAUUAUUUCAGACUAGAUAUUUCUUCAGCUGAGGCUGCAAACCCAGAUGCGCCAGAUGCAUUUGGUCAAUGAAAAACUAUGCGCCUAAAUUUCUUUUUUUACAUCAUCUUACAACAAUGUUAUUUUGUGGCAGACAAUUGCUUUUUAUCAAGGGUCUAUAGCGGAAUUAGCUUUUUUCGUGCAUUUCUGGGACAGUUUAUGUUUUCAAUAAAAUUCAAGCAGCAAGAAUAUCGAAUGGUCGGUCCCUUGAAGAAAUGACAAAUUAUUUAUUUCUAUUUUUCAUUUUAACCAUUGUUAUUUAGACAUGUUGAGAAGUGUAAUUUGUAUCCAUAUUUAAUGCUACAAACGUUUGUAUUUGCGAAUAGUUAGUUUGGGUUAUUUUACCUUCGUCUAAUCCGAACAUUCUUUUUUGUUGCGAAAAUUAAAUUGUUUUAAAUUUAUGAUUAAGUUAAGAUCACUCGUUACAAGUAUGUAUCUUGUUGUUAUCGACGAAUCACAACCGACGCCUGUGAUAUGAAUGUUUGUUUGUACUGAGCGUGUUAAUUUGUUGUCAUCGUUAUUGUUGCAUCUUCUGUGAAUAAAAAAGCAAUGAUUUUGUCUAAGAAUGA
Molecule: messenger RNA, 14320 nt
Organism: Haliotis rufescens (red abalone)
Lineage: Eukaryota; Metazoa; Mollusca; Gastropoda; Lepetellida; Haliotidae
Product: pneumococcal serine-rich repeat protein-like
Exons: 26
Coding region: 544-10488 (3314 amino acids)
Source: RefSeq, a predicted model, not a curated record